AUGGCCGACGCCGGACUCCCUACUGGAGAUGCUCCUGCUCCCGUUGAGCACCUCAACAUUAAAGUGACCGAUAACAACAAUGAAGUAUUCUUCAAGAUUAAGCGUUCGACGCAGCUCAAGAAGUUGAUGGACGCGUUCUGUGAGCGUCAAGGGAAGCAGUUCUCUACUGUCCGUUUCUUGUUCGACGGAACUCGUGUACGCCCGGAAGACACGCCAGACACGCUGGAGAUGGCCGACGGCGAUACUUUGGAAGUUCACCAGGAGCAGAUCGGUGGUUAG
Molecule: messenger RNA, 279 nt
Organism: Aspergillus pseudotamarii
Lineage: Eukaryota; Fungi; Ascomycota; Eurotiomycetes; Eurotiales; Aspergillaceae
Product: SUMO family protein SMT3
Exons: 2
Coding region: 1-279 (92 amino acids)
Biological process (GO): protein sumoylation
Cellular component (GO): septin ring; nucleus
Molecular function (GO): protein tag activity; ubiquitin-like protein ligase binding
Source: RefSeq, a predicted model, not a curated record